This is a messenger RNA of Octodon degus (degu), 2366 nucleotides long. RefSeq names its product adenosylhomocysteinase like 2 (gene Ahcyl2). Gene Ontology annotation, biological process: L-methionine cycle. Gene Ontology annotation, cellular component: cytosol. NCBI's taxonomy places the organism in Eukaryota, Metazoa, Chordata, Mammalia, Rodentia, Octodontidae. The record is from RefSeq and is a predicted model, not a curated record. Bases 53 to 1837 code for a protein of 594 amino acids. The transcript is spliced from 16 exons.
CGAGCCGGAGCCAGAGCUGGAGUCUGAGCCGGUGGUUUCAGUGGAAGCGGUGAUGUCGGUGCAGGUCGUGUCAGCAGCGGCUGCCGCCAAGGUGCCUGACGUGGAGCUGAAGGACCUGAGCCCUUCCGAGGCGGAGCCGCAGCUGGGACUGAGCACGGCGGCUGUGGGCGCCAUGGCCCCCCCGGCGGGCGGCGGGGACCCCGAGGCUCCAGCUCCGGUCGCCGAGCGGCCCCCGGCCCCCGGCCCGGGCUCGGGCCCCGCCGCGGCUCUCAGCCCUGCCGCCGGCAAGGUGCCGCAGGCGUCGGCCAUGAAGCGGAGCGACCCACAUCACCAGCACCAGCGGCACCGCGACGGCGGCGAGGCCCUUGUCAGCCCCGACGGCACCGUCACCGAGGCGCCGCGCACAGUGAAGAAGAUCCAGUUUGCUGACCAAAAGCAAGAAUUUAACAAACGUCCCACCAAAAUUGGACGUCGUUCUCUGUCUCGAUCCAUUUCUCAGUCAUCCACUGACAGCUACAGCUCAGCGGCUUCAUAUACAGAUAGCUCUGAUGAUGAGACAUCUCCCAGAGACAAGCAGCAGAAGAACUCGAAGGGAAGCAGUGACUUCUGCGUCAAGAACAUCAAGCAGGCGGAGUUUGGACGAAGAGAAAUUGAAAUUGCUGAACAAGAAAUGCCUGCACUGAUGGCUUUGAGGAAGAGAGCUCAAGGAGAAAAGCCUUUGGCUGGAGCCAAAAUUGUGGGUUGUACACACAUCACUGCUCAGACCGCUGUGCUUAUGGAAACUCUGGGUGCUCUGGGGGCACAGUGCCGAUGGGCUGCCUGCAAUAUCUACUCCACUCUCAAUGAAGUAGCUGCUGCUCUAGCAGAAAGUGGAUUUCCUGUCUUUGCCUGGAAAGGAGAGUCAGAAGACGAUUUUUGGUGGUGCAUUGAUCGAUGUGUGAAUGUGGAAGGCUGGCAGCCAAACAUGAUCUUGGAUGAUGGAGGGGAUCUUACUCACUGGAUUUAUAAAAAGUAUCCUAACAUGUUUAAGAAAAUCAAAGGCAUAGUGGAAGAGAGUGUUACUGGAGUCCAUAGGCUGUACCAACUGUCCAAAGCUGGGAAGCUCUGUGUUCCCGCCAUGAAUGUCAAUGACUCAGUCACCAAACAGAAAUUUGACAACCUCUACUGUUGCCGUGAAUCAAUUCUUGAUGGACUUAAAAGGACAACAGACAUGAUGUUUGGUGGAAAGCAAGUGGUGGUCUGUGGCUAUGGAGAGGUGGGGAAGGGAUGCUGUGCUGCUCUGAAAGCCAUGGGAUCCAUUGUAUAUGUAACUGAAAUUGACCCCAUCUGUGCCCUGCAAGCGUGCAUGGAUGGAUUUCGACUGGUGAAAUUAAAUGAGGUCAUCCGACAAGUGGACAUUGUUAUUACCUGUACAGCAUGGGACUUGCCAUGGCUCAUGAUGUUCUUACUAUAUGUGUUCCAGGCAAGUCUGCGAACACCAGAACUGACCUGGGAGCGAGUGAGAUCCCAAGUUGACCAUGUGAUAUGGCCUGAUGGCAAAAGAAUAAUCCUACUGGCCGAGGGUCGUUUGUUGAACCUAAGCUGCUCCACAGUGCCUACAUUUGUGCUCUCAAUCACUGCAACUACUCAGGCUCUUGCCUUGAUAGAGCUUUACAAUGCUCCCGAGGGUCGGUAUAAGCAGGAUGUCUACCUGUUACCCAAGAAAAUGGAUGAGUACGUGGCAAGUCUACACCUGCCCACCUUUGAUGCCCACCUGACAGAGCUGACAGAUGAACAGGCCAAGUAUCUGGGACUCAACAAGAAUGGGCCCUUCAAGCCUAAUUAUUACAGGUAUUAAGUUCCUGUAACUCAAGCCAGAGGAAUAGAGUUCCGAGCCUUUUCUCCAUUACUAUCCAAGAAAGAACCUAGCCAGCUGCUUCUCUGAUCAGAGCUGUCUGCCGUGCUCACCCUGUGUGUUAGGUUAUUUAUUUAUUAAAAUCUAGAUUCCUGUGCCUGUAGCCUUGGCCCAGAGUGUGGUUACUACUCCAAGGGCCAUGAGAGCCACAGAGGACAGACUGAGGAAGGAAAAAAAUGGGGUAACCUUUCCUAUGAGGUCAUUCAUUUCACCCCCUAUUGAAUCCUCAGCAGUGGCCAUUUUUCUCUUGUACAGGCUCAGGAGCUUUCACACUCUUCCUUCUCUGGGGUUUUCUGGAAUAAGUUUUCAGCAGCUGCCUUUCUCAGCUUUUUCCCUUCCCCAGACAAGGCCUUUAGGAAGCCACCAAGUUAAUAUGACAUAGUUUCCCAGACUUGACCGUUACUAUCACUGCCUUCUUUAUUUAAAAAAAAAAAAAAAAAAAAAGCUGUAAGGAAGGAGUAUUAAGGCCUUG